GAGCGGGGCUCCAAGCUGCAACCUGCAGUGGCCCAGUGCGGAAGGUGCUGCCGUCUCCUGGACAAGUCUUGCUUCAGCCGUCGGGCCUGGCGACAGGUGCGAGGAAAAGGUUCUCAGGGCCUUCGAGCUCCGAACAGCGCGUCCUGUCGGGACUGCAGCGGCCGACUGUAG
This is a messenger RNA of Symbiodinium sp. CCMP2456, 171 nucleotides long. The record is from the annotation of a GenBank genome assembly. NCBI's taxonomy places the organism in Eukaryota, Dinophyceae, Suessiales, Symbiodiniaceae.